Molecule: messenger RNA, 546 nt
Organism: Microthlaspi erraticum
Lineage: Eukaryota; Viridiplantae; Streptophyta; Magnoliopsida; Brassicales; Brassicaceae
Source: the annotation of a GenBank genome assembly
AUGGAAGAGGAGGAGAUCGCGAAAACACCAAAGCAAAGAGCCAAGAAAGACGUAGCUCAAGGGAGGGUGAUCGAUACCUAUGCGGCACAAUGCGACAAGUGUCACAAGUGGAGGGUGAUUGAUAGCCAGGAAGAGUACGAGGAUAUCAGAAGCAGAAUGCUGGAGCAACCUUUUACCUGCGACAAGAAACAUGUCCCCUGUGAAGGCCCUCCAGAUAUUGACUACGAUUCCUCGAGAACUUGGGUCAUCGACAAGCCUGGUUUGCCUAAAACCCCCAAAGGUUUCAAGAGGAGCUUGGUUCUCAGAAAAGACUACUCGAAGAUGGAUACUUACUACAUAACUCCGUCAGGGAAAAAGCUGAGGAGUCGCAAUGAAGUUGCAUCCUUUGUUAAAGUCAAUCCGGAAUUCCAGAGUGCACCGCUUGGAGACUUCAGUUUCACUAACCCAAAGGUCAUGGAAGACACUCUUCCUCUUGAUGCUUCGCUUGCCUCUCCUGCUGCUACUACUACUUCCUCGAGGAACAGCUCUAAGCAACUCCAAGAAUAA